AUGUCUUGGUCGCAAGGUGUCCUGCCUUGCACCAAAAAGGGUACCAGAAUGUCCAAAUCAUCGACUACGAUGCGAACUUUCUCCCUUUUCUCACAGCUACCGUACGACAUCCGCCGCAUGAUAUGGACAAAAGCCAUGGAAUACGAACGAAUCAUUAAGAUACAACUUAUGCCAGUGUUCGAACCAGGUCGCUGCAACAUCAGCGUGCCGCAGCCAUUGGGAAUGCUCCAAGACCCGAUGCAUUCACUUCUCGCUGCUUGUUCCGAUUCGCGACAGAUAACAAGAGCAUUCUAUCGGGUUUGUCUACCGUGCUAUUAUAAAAGACUAGAUGGUACCCAGAAUCGAGGAGAAUUGUACAUAUGUCCUGAAAUGGACAUCAUUCAUGUCGAUGAAUCACCUCCCGACCUACACAUGAUUUGCAUGGACCAUAUCGCCGACCUUUGCAGAUUGGUUUAUUCCAGAGAUGCUAACAAAAAGGGUCUUCUUAAUCUCGCCCUACCAGUCAAAUGUUUGUUGAGAAGGCCUAAUCACAACGUCGACAUACUUAAGGCCGCCCUGCCGCGUUUAUCGCGCAUAAUUUUCGUCCAAUCGAGUAAGAGUCGACCAAAUAACCCCUCUCCCAGCGGGCAGACCAGGCGUUUACCACAAGUCCGUCGCUCUAUUCCGACAUGCGACAGUAUAACGGCGUUCGAUCGUCUGCCUACGGACUCCAGAUAUAUACAGGACGAGCUCAAGGAUAUCCACAUAGGUUAUACCCUUAAUUUUGUGGGACAUAUUUCAUGGUGCAGCCAUCUGAGACAAUGUGGUGUUGAACCUAACGACCUUGACGUGGAGUGGCGCUUUCUUCUCGCUUUCACGACAGAUACAACAUUGGAAGUCACACAUAAAGAGAAUGUGCUCAGCUGGUUCGGCCCGGACCCGGACAAUAUUUGCAGCAAAUGGGACGGCCAGGGAGAUAUACAGCGAAAGACACAAUUGCCUUUGGUCGGCUUCUGGUUGUUUCCGUUGAGACCUGUGAUGAGAAAGGCUGCCCGGCACCAAACUAGCAUCAAUAUGACCGGUUACCUUCGCGAGUUGUAUGCAGCUCACUUGGGUUGA
This is a messenger RNA of Fusarium poae, 1098 nucleotides long. RefSeq lists its product as uncharacterized. The transcript has a single exon. NCBI's taxonomy places the organism in Eukaryota, Fungi, Ascomycota, Sordariomycetes, Hypocreales, Nectriaceae. Bases 1 to 1098 code for a protein of 365 amino acids. The record is from RefSeq and is a predicted model, not a curated record.